This is a messenger RNA of Mobula hypostoma (lesser devil ray), 945 nucleotides long. Its product is annotated as probable G-protein coupled receptor 139. NCBI's taxonomy places the organism in Eukaryota, Metazoa, Chordata, Chondrichthyes, Myliobatiformes, Myliobatidae. The transcript has 2 exons. The coding region runs from base 1 to 945 and encodes 314 amino acids. Gene Ontology annotation, cellular component: plasma membrane. Gene Ontology annotation, molecular function: G protein-coupled receptor activity. The record is from RefSeq and is a predicted model, not a curated record. Gene Ontology annotation, biological process: phospholipase C-activating G protein-coupled receptor signaling pathway.
AUGCACGCGCCUCCCAGAGGCUUGGUGUACGCCAUUUACUACACGGCUCUUGCGGUGAUCGCGGUUCCAGUUAAUAUAGUGGCCAUUGUGAUCCUGUCCCGAGGAAAAUGUGGCCUGUCCAGAUGUAUCACCCGGUAUCUCGUGUCCAUGGCGGCGACAGACCUGCUGGUAGUUAUCACCGCCGUGAUAUUAAACAGGAUUCCCGCUAUUUAUUGUCCCGGUAGUUUCCUCUCCAUCACGCCUGUCUGCAGUUUCAGCGUUGCGUUAAUUUACGCCGCCAGGGACAGUUCGGUUUGGUUAACGGUAGUGUUCACCUUUGACCGAUAUGUCGCCAUCUGCUGGCAGAAGCUCAAAGCAAAGUACUGCACCCACAGAAACGCUGGGAUUGUGGUGUCUGUCGUCUGUACUUUUGGCUGCAUGAUCAACAUCCCCUGGUACUUUUUGUACGAACCAAUCUACAUCAUUGACAACGUGCCCUGGUAUUGCAAACCGAAGGGUAUCCUUUAUUCUAUUCUGCCUUGGAUAAUAUUUGAUUGGACCGAUCGCCUUCUGACCCCUUGCCUCCCGUUCCUGCUUAUUCUCACGCUCAACGCUCUGACUGUCAGGCACAUUUUGGCAGCCAGUCGGGCCCGUAGGAGACUCCGCAGUUGCGCCAUGGGAGAGAGACAGAGCGACCCAGAGAUGGAAAGCCGCAGGAAGUCGAUCGUCCUGCUCUUUGCAAUCUCGGGAUGUUUCAUCCUUCUGUGGAUGCCGUAUGUUGUCUACUUCUUUAUCGAACAUUUUCAAGUUGGUUUUACAAUCACUGGCUACAGCGACCCCAGAUUUAUCCUAAUGGAAAGUAGCAAUGCGUUUCAGAUGCUGAGCUGCUGCACAAACACGUUUAUCUACGCAGUGACUCAAAACAAAUUCCGGGAAGAAUUGAAGGUUCUGAUGAAAUUCCGCUGA